GCGAAAAAGUGCAUUGGUAAAUACGUUCAGUAGCACCACGAAACAUGUAAAGCUUCUUUCGAGUGAUAGUGAUAGGAAAAAGAUACACGGAAAUAACCGUAACCCUGUAUUAAAUUUAAAUAGUUAUUGCACUGUUUUUGUGUUUAACUGAUUUUUUUGUAAAAUGCCGCCUCAGAAAGGAAAGCAAGCCACUAAAGGCCAGAAGCAAAUUGUUCAAGAAAAUAAAGAAACUUUAAAAUUUUAUGCUACAAUGGCAAUAGCAACAGAGGUUUUAUAUUCAAUUGUCUUAAUUAUCUUCUUUUGGGAGGAGUUUUCCUUUUAUUAUUGGAUGGUCAUAGGUCUAACAGUAGCAGUGUAUGUUGGUAACCUUCAGUUCAUGAACUACAUGGCAAAAGCAGUUUAUUCUGAAUCUGGUGCUUUGCUGGAUGGAGGGGUAGACUUAAACAUGGAAUCAGGAUUAGCAGAGGGUAUUGGAACCAAUAUUAUUUGUGAAUCCUUAAAAAUAUUAAACUUUAAAAAAGAUCAUGAACUAUCAAAUAGAGAUGAAGGUUUGACAUUAUGGUUUGUGAUGAGCAUUUUUGAAUCUCUUUUGGGAGAGGGUACUUGCAUGCCUUGCUCUCCACAGGCUUCGGUUCAGUUUGCCUUAGCUUACCAUCAGGCACCAGGUCGAGCCUUUUAUUUACUCUGGGUCAACAUACUGGGACCCUGGAUUUUUCAGCCACCUCCUGAAGUGGAUGAGAAGAAGCAGAAGAAACUAGAAAGAAAAGCUAAACGGCAUUAGUUGAAAUGCUUUGUAAAUUAUGUCUUGGCAACUUUGCAUAAGCUUGAUGGAUGUUUUGAUCAUUUUUUAUAUAUUUCAUGAGCUUAUGAUAAAAUGACAGACACACAUUAAAUCUUUGCUGUCUCAUGUGUAAAUUUUUUUUUCUUUCCAUGCUUUAACAGCCACAUUUAAAUACAACUUCACAUGCUUUUAGGUGAACUUCAAUUCAUUUCAGAAAACAAUUAUGGAGCAAAAUUAAAUUAGUAUUAUAUUACUUUGGUUUGUAUAUCAGGAAAGGAUUGAGGUUCUAAAUUAUAUCAUUUGUAGUAAAAUAUUUUUAAUAAUAUUUUUCAGAUAUCAGUCACAGAACUCUCUUUUAGUAUUUUUCGAGAUAUUAAGAAAAUCUGGAAGGUUUGAACUUAAAAAGACAUUCAGUGAAUAAGAGACUGCAUUCUGUAAUAAUGAAAAGUAAAUAUAUUCCUGAAUCUUUUUUUUUUCUUGGGAGAAAUAUGACACACCCAACAAAAAUUGCACACAUUGCAGUGGGAACAAAGUUUAAAACAAUAAAUAUUCGUUUUUUGUGUUUUUUCAUAGAAUGUAAAUGGAAUGUUUUAUUGUCAGCACUAUGUUAAAACAAAGCCUGACCUUGCAAAGUUCUAUAUACCUUUUAGUUCUAAUGAAAUAGACAUAGCUAUAGUAUAGCCAGUUUAAAAUUACCACAUACAACAUGCUUGAACUUGUGGAUGUGUAACGUACUAGAUUUUAUUAGUUGUUGAAAUUGCUAAAAUGUAAGUUAUUUUGUGAAGCUACAUGAUUAAUACAGUAUCUCUAAAGUAUGCUAGAACACUGAACUAGAUACUUUUGAUACAAAAAAUAUACUUUCACAUAUUAUUUUUGCUAAAAGUUUCAAAUUGUUUUUCAAGCAUAUUCAAUUUCCCCAUAAGUUUAAAAUGUUAAACAUUUCGGGUUGAUGCAGAACAUGUUUUAAAUAUUUCAAAAAAAAAUGUUUGCUACACAUAUUUACAUAUCCUGUAUAAAAUUAUAGAAACAAUGUAUUUGAUACAUAUACCUUGCAACUUGUAUUGAAUGAUUUUUUAGGGAAUCAUUAUACAGAAUAUAAUAAUACAGUAGAAAAUUAAAAAGUAAUUAUUAAGAUAUUGCCUGAAAUCAAUAUUACUCUAUCUUAUUACUAUUUUAGAAAUUAUACCAAAGUUGAUAGCAAUGAUGAUUGAAGCAAAUUGUAAAAAAAAGAUUUUUCUUUAGCCAUUAUUGUAUCAAAGAAUUUGACAGUAUAUAAUAUUCUGGCAAUUAAAAGCUUGACAUAUAUGAGUAUUUCAAGAGCAGUGGGAAAUGCAAUAGACAAAGGUAAUGUUUUGGUUAUCACAAUUAGCUUGGUAUAUUUAAUAUUUUGAAUAGUAAGUACAAACAUACAUAUUUGUUAUUUUAAUGUAAAUUGGAACAUAUCCUAAGGUUUUUCUGAAAUAUGCCAAACAACUCUAAUUUCUACAUUAGAUUUUGCAUUUCCUUUGAUUUUAUAGCAUUAAAAGUGUUAAAUGAUAAAGCUAUGCCCACCAACUCAACACAGAAAUGACUAAACUGUAGGUAUCAUGACAUAUUUUUUUUUCUUUUCUUUAUAGACAUUUUCUUCUAGUUUGUCUUUCUGGUUUAGAUAUACAUAAUCCUUUUUCAAAGGUUUUUCUGUUCAUUAUCAUAUGUUCUUACAUUUUAUACAUUAAUGAAUCCAGUAUUUAAACAUAUUUGAGGAUUAGUUGUGAAUGCAUUUCAAAUGCCUUCAAGUUCAAAUUUAACUAUGCAAUUUUUUUAUUUAUUGAGUUGUUAUAAUUUAUUUAUAACAUUCUUUUCAUAUUUGAUUGUGUGGCUUACUUUAUUUGUAUAUACUAUGGCACAGGCUUUUAGCCAGACAACCCAUCUACAAAUCUUAGCUGGGCAGAAACUCAAGUGUCUGUACAACAGUCUGGGCAAACGUAUUAAACUAAUUUUAGUACAAACAAAAUAUGUUUUUCUGCAACACAGAAAAUGGAAAAUAUCUUUGUCCUUUACACUUAAUAACUUUUAAGUAUUUAUUUCCUUCUGUUUUUUUCCUCAGGUAUUGUCUACAAGUACCAAAUGCCAAUGUAUUCUUUAACUGAUGGGAUGAGUCAUCAAGGACAUCACAUGUGCUCCUUUAAAGGAGGUUGCUAUAAUAUGAAAGGUGGCAUAGAUAGAAAUGGUGAUGUAUGCUGUGAUGGUAAAUUGUGUUAGCCCAAGGAUGUAACAUCUUUUAUUGACAUGUAAAUGGCUGUCAGUCACAUGGAUAGAGCGCGAGUCUGAAGAGAAGAGAACUUUGUGUAUAUUAUCGUAUUUUCUUUACUUAACAUAGAUUCCUUGACUUAUUAAAGCUUGUCAAGGCACCAUAUAGAUUGCUAGAUAUUGAGUGAUUCUUACAAGGCACAAGAUUCUUUCAAGUAUCUGUGAGCUAGAAGUACCCUAGUGAGAAAGUACUAAAGCACAAAGAAAGUUCUUUCCCUCUCUUUUUCCAGUGGAACAAAAAAAGCACUUGUUCAAGUGCUAAACUUGAUUUUGUUGUUAAUAAAGAUUGAUUGUUUGCAAA
This is a messenger RNA of Limulus polyphemus (Atlantic horseshoe crab), 3371 nucleotides long. Its product is annotated as transmembrane protein 208-like. Lineage: Eukaryota; Metazoa; Arthropoda; Merostomata; Xiphosura; Limulidae. The transcript is spliced from 8 exons. Gene Ontology annotation, biological process: vacuolar protein processing. Gene Ontology annotation, cellular component: intracellular membrane-bounded organelle. The coding region runs from base 164 to 781 and encodes 205 amino acids. The record is from RefSeq and is a predicted model, not a curated record.